GCGGCGGAAACCCUUGGGAGCCUGGUACUAUUUGCUACAUGAACAAUUUGCGUAGAAGACUUCUGAACGGAUUUCUGGCGAUCUCACGAAAUAUGGCCUGGCGAUCCCAUGGACAGAGCAAUGCAGAUCUCAUAGAUCAGCUCAGAUCGAACGGGGUAUUGAAGAGCGACCGUGUUGAAGCGGCAUUGCGCAAAGUAGACAGAAAACACUACAGCAAAUUGAACCCGUUCAUGGACGCCCCUCAACCCAUAGGCUUUCAAGCCACAAUUAGUGCCCCCCACAUGCAUGUGUAUGCCCUUCAAAUAUUAGAAGACCAGUUGAAGGAGGGCGCCAUAGCACUAGAUGUAGGAUCAGGGAGUGGCUAUCUUACCGCCUGCAUGGCAUAUAUGGUUGGUGAAAAAGGCAAGGUCUAUGGUAUUGACCAUAUUGAUCAACUUGUUACUGAAGCAAAAAAUAACAUCAAGAAAGGCAACCCAGAAUUGCUCUCACAAAAAAAAGUAGAGCUUAUUGUUGGUGAUGGACGCAAAGGUCAUGCUGCAGGGGGUCCAUUUGAUGCGAUUCAUGUUGGGGCUGCCGCUCCAACACUUCCAGAAGAAUUGCUGGAACAGCUGAAGCCUGGCGGUCGUAUGAUCAUCCCUGUUGGGCCUGAAGCACGUAACCAAACCCUGGAACAGUAUGACAAGAUGCCAGAUGGCAAGAUUGUCAAGAAGAACUUAAUGGGUGUUAUUUAUGUCCCCCUGUGUAGUAAAAAUGAGCAGUGGCCAGGCAUCUUCCGUAUAUGAUGCUGUUAGAAAAAAAUGAUCAGUAGAUGUCUAUCAAUCUUAAAGGACAAAGAUGAAAUAGUUGACUGUUUCAUGCACCCAGAAGGUUUUCAGAGGAGCACAGAUGAAGGCUUCGCUGUAGUGACAGUAGAAAGUGCUUUAAACAAACAAGAAAUAUAUGCUUUGUGUUAAUAAAGUAUUUUCGUCAGUAAAUACAUGUAUGGUUUCUGUUCCAAGCCCGCCUACUAACAACAUCUCAGGAUGGUUACAGCUCUGUAUUGUAGAUAUGUAAUUUUUAAUAGCGUGUGGUGAUACUUUUUGUGGCAAACAUUAAAAUUAAUGUUGUUGCAA
Molecule: messenger RNA, 1112 nt
Organism: Nematostella vectensis (starlet sea anemone)
Lineage: Eukaryota; Metazoa; Cnidaria; Anthozoa; Actiniaria; Edwardsiidae
Product: protein-L-isoaspartate(D-aspartate) O-methyltransferase
Exons: 8
Coding region: 39-782 (247 amino acids)
Biological process (GO): protein modification process
Cellular component (GO): cytoplasm
Molecular function (GO): protein-L-isoaspartate (D-aspartate) O-methyltransferase activity
Source: RefSeq, a predicted model, not a curated record